Molecule: messenger RNA, 7461 nt
Organism: Pantherophis guttatus
Lineage: Eukaryota; Metazoa; Chordata; Lepidosauria; Squamata; Colubridae
Gene: SAXO4
Product: stabilizer of axonemal microtubules 4
Molecular function (GO): phosphatase binding
Source: RefSeq, a predicted model, not a curated record
AUUGAAAUAAAUGAACUUUUGCACAAUAUUCUAAUUUUUCAAGUUUCACCUGUAGGUGCUACUCUCAAUGCUGAUGAAAAUGAAGAUUUUAAAUACAGGUUUGAUCAAAUACACUAUGUAGCUUUGUACUGUAUCUUACUGUAGUUAGGACUUGCUUAGGAAUUUGAUCCAGAUUUCACAGAUUCUUUAUUAAUUCAACUAAUAUACAGACCCAUGAAGAUAGUUUUACAUUCUCAAACAGCUAUAUUAUGAUACAAAAAUCUGCACAUGGAAUUUGCUGACACUUAAAUUUGCAGACUUGUAGAAAGCAUUUUGCCUAUAUAUAAAUCCAUUUUGUGUGAUCGGUAAUUGCUUCAAGUCUCACAAAUGGAAUAGCAUAACUGUAAAAAUCAUUAUUUCUAUGAAUCUAGUCUGACACUGGAUUGAAACUCAUAAUUGGAACAUUGCUAGGGAAACUCCCAUCCCAUUUCCCAUUACUCUGAAGGUUAACUUUGAACAUCUCCACACCUGAUAAGAAUCUGUAAUGCGUCUGCCAUGUUAAAAAGCCACCAAACUGAUUCCACUGGCUUUUCCGCUGGGUUCUAUAAAUGUGGCUGUCUUGUGGACAGGUUCUCUGGAGCUGGUUGCUAUGAGCUAGUUGCUAAGAUACAUAUUGUUACUUCAGUUCUACACAUUCCUCCAAGUUCCUAACUUAAGGGAAUAAUUUAGUCCUCUGGGACACUACAAGGAUUCUGCUCACAGCAGUAAACCAAUCAAUAUCUUGACUGAGAAGAUGGGACGUCUCCCCUUAGGUGCCGUUUCUCCCUAUGUAAAAACAAGCUCUGGUGGAAGUAUGGACCCCAUGAAAUUCUAUUGCACCAGCUAUGGGGCAGCUUAUGGUCAGGAAGGCUUUCAUCCUCGGAAUGGCUUCCAUUUUGGAGCAGGAUAUAAAAGCAACUACCGGCCUGUUGUCCAAUACAACCCAAACCUAGAUAAAAUAGAUAAUCCAGCUGUGGGGAAACUCCUACAAGAUAACUAUGAAUCAACAAUCAAUAAACAUUUCCAGCCCCAUCAGCUCCCGGAUGGGAAGUAUCCUCUUCCCUGGAGUGUACAUCAGCCAGGCAGUGGGUAUGUUCGAGAAAAGCCUCUAACUUUUCCCACAACCAAAACAGUCAAAAGGGUCCAUUUUGAUACAGCCAACCAGGGACCUGAAGCUGUGAUAGGGCUGGAGCCCAGACAUGUCCCUGUGCUCCAUAAUACAUUUGGAAAAGGCUCAGUUGAAGCGGAAAAUGCAAGACACGGACCUCAGUUCAUGUCCACGGAGUAUGGCUCUAAGUACCACUUCAACAUUCCAGGGCAACCAGAUUUCCUCCAAAAGAAAACAAUUGGAGCCAAAGAAGAGUCAGGAUUUACUGAAGGCUGCCUUGCUAACCCCAUUGUGGAGAAACUAGCAUCACAGGACAGCAAUCCUGGAAUCAGCAUUAUGAAGGCAGAUUAUCUACCAUCUUCUGUUCCACAUGGGGAUGAGUUUCUACCAGUCCUUUCCAAAGGCUCUGAGCGGGGCUCUGGAUUUAGUCGGCAGAAGGAUCUUCGCCUUGGUUCUUCAGGACCCAAUGCAGAAGCAUCUGGGCCACUGAGCCAUUCUCAGUUCCAAGGCCAACAACGACAGCCUCAAACACAAACCAAUCUUGUAGGACGAGAGUAUGUGGGCAACAAGGAGCCAACGGGAUUCAGCACCAACAACCUUAAUUAUGUGACACCUGCGUAUGACCCAAAUCUGCCCAACAGGUUUUUGACUAGCUAUAAUUCCAAGUUUUAUGAAACCAUUUCAAAGGGAGUGGACAGGGAGGGCUGGACCCGAGGGGGUAUACAGCCUCAGCAAGCAGGUGGCUUUGCUACGAACAACCACGGAACUGACUUAGGAAGUGAUCCUAAUGCUACAGAGACCUUGAGGACUGUUCAUCCCCAUGUUGGCAGGACAAUUACAACUGUUGACCCAUUCUAUCGCGAUUCUCCCCAUGAUCGUCGCUUUGCUGCUCUUCAUCAGACAACUGUCCCCAAUUAACCUCUGUUCAGAAGUGAAAAGCACAAUGAUGUCUUUAGACUUCAAGGAACCACUCUGCACGCUAAGGAAGGAGCAUCACUAAUUGUACUGUCAUAACGAAUCUGUCUUAUUUUAUGUACUACUGUUUUAAAGAAAUUAAGACAUAUAUUCAAGCUAUGUCUCCUGUCCUAGAUUAGCACCUUGAAACAGGGAUUUAAAAAACCUUUGGGAUAGUUAUGGUUUUUAUAGAGUUUCUGCAGCUCUAUAGCUGUACAAACUUUGUGACAUGAUGUGAGUAUCUGACUAGCUGAGAGCUUUUUAUGUCUCUCUAACCACACAGUAAAGAUGUAAGGGCCUGUCCCCAUGACACUGCUUUCAUUUCAUCCUUAAUUCACAGUAGAAGCAGCUUAAAUUUAUAUUUAGCUCUUCCAAUUUUGAAGUGAUACUUUCCACCUUCUGGGACUUUUGUUGUGGCUGUAUAUUUUCAUGCUUUCUCGGUUACGUGGUUGAUGGUACAGCUGGGCUGGGAUUUGUCCAAUUCACUUAGCCACUGCAGGUUACUGUGAACAUGGCCCCUUCCCUCUGGUUGCUGGGCAUGGCCCUCCAUUGACACUUUGAUUUGGAACCCAGGACAGACGAGUUUCUGCAGAAGUACCUUAAAGUAUGCUAGAUCUACAGUUUCCUCCCCCCCAAAAAGCCCAAUUGACAGGUCAACGAUGCAGCAGAGGAAAGCUUUGUGUACUGGAAAGUAGCACCUUUCAAAAAACAAACAAUUGGCAGGGCACAGGCAUGGAGCACUUCUAUAUCUGUGAGCCACCAACCCAGUAACUUUAAAGCUAACUAAACUCUCCAUCCACACUUGUCUAAAUGCAUAUUAAGAGGUGAUUAUGAUUGCUUUUCCCGAUGGCAAGUUAAGCUUGGUAGGAGAGGAGAUGAAGCCAGGGAAAAUCUAUCAAUCCUUUUUUUUUUUUAAACUUUAAGAGCAGUACUUGAUCUUGUGAUGGAAGCACACUAGGGCUUGGCAGUUGGGGCUGCACAGAUUAUGCCAGCAUAUGUUUUGCUAGUUCAAGAACUAGAAAAAUGCAUGUGAAUGCAACCACAAAGAAGAACACUUAGUAUGCAUAUGCCACUUGCAACAUGCCUAGAUGUCCUGGUUUGGGAAAAAUUUUCUUUUCCACUUCCAAACAACUCAUCACUAUGUUUGUCCAAUCUUUUCUAAAAUCUGUUAGGGAAGAUCAAUAUCUAAGAUAAAAGUGCCACCUAUCUGUGACAUACUUCCUAUAUUAUUCUUACCCACUAUGUUCUGUUUGGUUCAGACUUUAUUAUUUAUAAAUUUUGGUCUUUAGUAUAGCAUGAGUCACAAGCCUAGCCAUUGAGUAGGUGAUGCUUGUGACCUGGUCAUAUAUGUAAGUGUCACAAAACCAGAAAGAACUGCAGAUAGCCAGAUUCUCUUUUGGGAGACUUUUCUUAUCACCCUUCUUCUAUCCUGGAGGCCUUCAUUUCUCAUCUGUAGUGAAAUGGUAGUUCCAUUCUGCUAAAAGUGAAAAGUGACGGAAUAUUAGAUCUAAUGCAAUGUGCCUUUACAAGUUGAACCUACCUAAUCUGUGACCCAUUGGGCCAGUGUUGAGAGAAAGGUAAUGCAGUCCGAUGUGACCAGAAUGAACAUUAAAUGCUAAGCCAAACAUAUUUUUUGACCCCAAUGUUGGAUGGUCCUGUGAUUAUCUAAAAAGAGUAUACAAUUAUUUUUCAUAAGUAGAAAAAUAAUUGUAGUGGCAAAUGAACUUCACUAAUAUAUCAGUAUUUACUAAUCUAAACAAAUGACCAGAAUGACCAUGGGUAGGCAAAAAAGCAGUGAGAGCAGGAGUUACUUCCAACUUCCUGCCAACUUCCCCACUGAGUUUCCUUGUGGGAAGCUGGCAGCAAGCAUCAGAAAUCACAAUCACUUGACUGCAGGGAUGCUACAACAUCCACAAUUUUGCAAAUAGAACGGGUCUGAAUAUUGUAGAAAUUUCAAUUCCACAGGUGAAAUGAAUCCUGGGUUUUUUUAAACAUAUUUUUUAAGUUAGCAGAUUUUAAAUACCUUGAUUUAAGAAUUGUUGCAGUUUAAUGCACUAUUUUAGCUAACUUGAGGGAACAAACAGACAAACAGAUAAACACAAGAGUUUUAGUACUAUAUAGAUUCAUUGAGGUACUAAGGAUAUAACUCCCUGAUCUCAAUCAUAUGCACGUACAGCAUACAGAGGUAGAAGGAUCUCUUGUUUCCCUGCACUGCAGGGUAUGAUGAAACAUAAUUCUUCUCUACUCCUCUUUGUGAUACACAAACUGACAAACCUGCCUGUAGAGUUAAGAAGACUUUGUUGAUUUCAGAUUUGAUGUAGUAAACAUUCAGAAGUUGCAGAAAGCAAAUCUGAAAUUAGAAUUCCUUCUGGUUUUUUGUGUGAUUCUUAGGAAAAAUUUACUCCUUGCAGACUUGAAAACUAAAGACACAGAAAUGCUAGCCCCACUAUCUUGUGUGCUGAAUUCCUUUUCAGCAUGGAAUAGACACUGUGGCUUACUUUACCAGUUAGGUGUAAUGCACACCAAUUCUUCUUUUGUUCUCAGUUUUCUAUCCAGUAAUAAUAGCUGCCAUAUUGUACUCUCUUUUUAUAUUUCCAUUUCUCACAUUUCUCCCAGUGGAUGAGUUUUCACUCUGGUGUAUGUUUCACGAGCUGGUAGUAUUGCUGCUGCCUUACUGGAAAACAUAGACCAGCUAUAUGUUCAGUGUGGGGUCAUCUGGCAUUUAAUCAAUUUUACACUGGACUUUGGAUUAAGAUAACACAUUAAUCCAACUGGAGAAAGGAGAAAUGGCUUACAAUGGUUGUACCCUUUGCCUAGCCAAUCCCAUGCUCUUGUUUUAGAAGUUAUCAUUUUUGCAUCUCGGUAUAUGCAAGAGCUGGGUUAGGUUUGGUUUGUAUGAGGGCUUCUGAAAUUAGGAAAGAAAGCACUGUGAAUUUCUAUUUAAAACAACCCAGUCUCCAUUAAAGUUAUGCCUCAGCUGAUUUUGUAGUCUCAAAAUAUGGUUUUUAAUAUUUCCCUUUUUUAAAGCUUCAGGAACCAUUCUUAUGACUUUUUGUUUUGUUUUGAAUGUUUCUUUAAUAAUUUUAAGGCUUUGCGAUAAGUGUAUAUUGCUUAUUAUCUAAUUUAAUUUUUAAUUUUAAUUUUUAAUUUUAUUAGAUUUAUAUACCGCCCUACUCCCAAAGGACUCAGGGCGGUGAACAGCCAAAAAGAUAAAACACACAGAUUAUAAAAUUUAAAACAGUAUAAAAACGUAUUAAACAAUUUGGCCCGAGACGAAUUAAAACAUCCCCAUAUUUAAAAACAGAUUUAAAAUUACUCAUAUACUGUUUAAAAGGGAAAGUUGGGCCAGACCAGCCUGUUGGAAUAAAAAGGUCUUGAGGGCGUGGCGGAAGGUGCGUAAAUCUGGGAUCCUCCGUAUCUCCGGGGGGAGCUCAUUCCAGAUAACAGGUGCCCCCACAGAUGGGGGCACCUUUCUUAAUGAAACUGUACGAUAAAUUCCACCUGCUGUAUCAUUAUUGCAAGAAAAGGGGAACAUUGCUACUCACUUAUCAUGUGUCAGCUAGCUCAUGGCCACACCUUCAUCAUGUUGACUUUACCAUCUUUUCAUACACCUUGCAAAAAUGUACUCUUGGCUAUGCUGUUCUGUCUGAGACAUACUCUCUCUGCUUUUUCCCUCCCACUGAAUAUCUGUGUUUGUAUUUUCCCAGAUGGAUUAGCUGUAUUUUCUGAAGAUAAGCAGUCCAUGCUGUCACUAAAUGAGUAGGGGGUUAUUGUCUCAAAUUGUGUUUUUGUCCACCAUGCAGUGAGUAGACAGGCUGGCAUGUUUUCCAUUUUGGUAAAAGCUUGUAUAAGAGUAAUAUGAUGAUGCUAUGGUUAUCUACAGAAUGGAUAUUUGAUGUGUGAUUAUAUUGCUGAUGGCAAUGUUGGAGCCUAAAAAGGAACAUAGACAUGUGGAUCAGCUCUAUAUUACUAACUGGCAAUUGACUCAACAGAGAGAUGCAGGCAUACAGUAUAAUUGGGAAAAAGAAUCCACAUCACCUUUUCCCAACCAUCUGGAGUGAAAUAAACGCAGAGCGGGUGUCACAAUGAUGUUACAAUGAUGUGUGUGUGUGUGUGUGUGUGUGUGUGUGUGUGUGUGUGUGUACCAAAAUAACUAGAAUACCAGUGGGGAUUGGUACCAAAAUAACUAGGUGGGGAUAGGCUGAAAGCUCCUGGGGAUGGGUGAAUUGAUUGACAUAAAUAUCUCUCUGGAUAUAGUCUUCUCAGAGUACAAUCUAUUCUGAUACUAAAGUUAAUUCAGAAAUGAAUUAAUUGCUCAUUUCUGUGGGAACUAAUUAAAGAUCUCCAGUAUUUUUUUCAGUUGCUGAAUGUGCAUGUGCCAUCAAUGUUGGCAUUCAUUUAUGGUUAUGGUUAUGAUCUGCUACUAUGGCAUGUUAGGCAGAUGUAAAGAUAUUUGCUUACAUAAAAGAUAACAUUUUACUUGCUUAAAUAAAAGAUAACAUUUACCCAAAGAAACAUCUAUUUGGGGUUACUGAUUCAUUAUGUACAACCCUAGGCAAGAAGACAUUAUAAUGAGGCUUCAUUAUUAAUUUGAUUUGCUGGGUUAUGGUAGUUCCAUAUCUUUAUGUUAGUAUAGCAGAUACUGUAGACUUUUAGCGACCUCUCUAAAUGUUGUAGCAGCAGUAGCUUCACAGCUACAGAAGUAAUUUAUGUGUUGGUAUCUGUGAUAAAGUAGUGUUUUCCUGUAUUAAGGCAGAAAGACUAGAGGCCAGUGUUUAUGUUACACCAGAUGGCUCACGCUAAAAUCAGAGGAAGAACAAUGUCAUGCACAGUAGGCUGUAAAUAUUGCCUUUUUCCAGAUUGUUGAAGCAGGUAGAAAUGCUUUGUCAGAUUGGUUAAGCAGAGUACUUUGUCAAGCCAGUCCAUGUGAAAAUCUGAAUGUGCUCUUGAUGGGUGUGUACAACCUCCUUGAUGUAUUUUUAGAGGGAAGGAUGCAGGAGUGUCCACAGGCAGAGUCAAAAAAGUCAAGAUGGUGGCCAGAACCAUGUAAUUGGUUACAUGGUUUUAUGGUUACAUUGCCUUUUUAAUGUGUUGUGACAUAAGGGGUAGUACGUUGAUUGCAUAGUUGUGGCCCCAUCUUGAUUUUUGAACUUCCUCUUGCAGAUACCUGGAAGGAUAGAUCCGUUCUGCAGAGAUUCCAGUUACUGUACUGUCACUACAAAACGAAGCAGGUUUCAACUUUGCAGCUAAUUGAUCUGUUUGAAAUGUGGACAGAAAGCUUUCUUACCAAAUCGUUUUGAACAAUUUGAGGAUAUGACUUCUCCAAUUUCCUUAACUGUAUACGAUAUUCAUUAUUAAAAUGAUGUUUCCAGUUGACAAAA